Messenger RNA from Lottia gigantea (owl limpet), 267 nucleotides. RefSeq lists its product as hypothetical. The record is from RefSeq and is a predicted model, not a curated record. NCBI's taxonomy places the organism in Eukaryota, Metazoa, Mollusca, Gastropoda, Lottiidae. The transcript is spliced from 2 exons. The annotation marks the transcript as partial.
GAUGGUUCAGCGAUUCACUUAUUGUCAUGCCUCUAUCUUAUCUCUACAGAUGGUUCAGCGAUUCACUUAUUGUCAUGUCUCUAUCUUAUCUCUACAGAUGAUGGUUCAGCGAUUCACUUAAAGUCAUGUCUCUAUUUUAUCUCUACAGAUGGUUCAGCGAUUCACUUAAAGUCAUGUCUCUAUUUUAUCUCUACAGAUGGUUCAGCGAUUCACUUACUGUCAUGCCUCUAUCUUUUCUCUACAGAUGUUUCAGCGAUUCACUUAUAG